AGUAGUAAAUGAAAAAAAAACGCUCAAAGAUAUCUUCGUCCCCGUCCCUCUCUCACCGCCGGAUCUUCGUCAUCUUCUUCUUCUUUGUCUCCGUCAUCCACCAAACAAGAUUUAAUGGUGGAGAUAUGGACAGAAUCUUAUGGCUGUUUUGUGGCAAGCAUCGCUCGUGCUGUAAGAUGGUCCUCUUCCGCUCAUUGUGUUAAUUGAGUUUGAUCUGACUGAAAUGGCGGACAAAAUCACGGCUCUAUCUCAAUUCUUCAUCAAUAAUCCUCAAGUUGUCCCUUACAAAUGGGCUAAGAAUUACAUUUCAUCUUCUUCGGUUGAGAUUACACGAACAAAUCGGACACGGGCACUCCCAGGUUCCGUAAAAUUUCAGAAGCUUCACACCAAAAACAGACAGAGAAUGUGUUCAUUAUCUUGCUUUGCGACCUCUGAAAAUGUUGGGUUCUUUAGAAAUGGGAUCGGUGAUGGUGAUGGGAUUAUAAUUGUCGAUCAUGGUUCUCAUCGCCAUGAAUCCAAUCUUAUGCUUGAUGAGUUUGUGAAGAUGUUCAAAGACCAAACUGGAUACCCAAUUGUGGAACCUGCUCAUAUGGAAUUGGCAGAACCUUCUAUAAAAGAUGCAUUCAGCAUAUGUGUUCAAAAAGGGGCGAAACGGGUAGUUGUUAGCCCGUUUUUUCUCUUUCCUGGAAGACAUUGGCAACAGGAUAUUCCGUCUUUGACUGCUGAUGUUGCAAAGGAGUUCCCUGGCAUAGCAUACCUCAUAACUGCGCCUCUCGGGCUUCAUAAUCUCCUCGUGGACGUUGUGAACGACAGAAUCAAACAUUGCUUGGGGCAUGCACAGGGUGAUGCAGAUGAGUGUGAGGUUUGUGCAGGAACUGGGAAAUGCAAGCUUUACAAUGCUGCUUAGGUUCAGAAUUCAGAGGCCCAAGGCAAUAUUUUGUAUAAGAUGCGUCAUCAUUCCGGAUGUAUGGAUAUUCCGGUUGGUGUAUGUAUAAACCGAAUCGAAUGAACCAAAUCUACCCUAAUGAAUAUAAAAUCUAAUUAACUGAAUUCGA
This is a messenger RNA of Tarenaya hassleriana, 1055 nucleotides long. Its product is annotated as sirohydrochlorin ferrochelatase, chloroplastic-like. The transcript has 8 exons. Gene Ontology annotation, molecular function: lyase activity. Lineage: Eukaryota; Viridiplantae; Streptophyta; Magnoliopsida; Brassicales; Cleomaceae. The coding region runs from base 224 to 907 and encodes 227 amino acids. The record is from RefSeq and is a predicted model, not a curated record.